Phytophthora sojae is the source of this 753-nucleotide messenger RNA. RefSeq lists its product as hypothetical. The coding region runs from base 1 to 753 and encodes 250 amino acids. Lineage: Eukaryota; Oomycota; Peronosporomycetes; Peronosporales; Peronosporaceae. The record is from RefSeq and is a predicted model, not a curated record. The transcript has a single exon.
AUGGAGCAAGAAGCGAGCGAGGCAAAAGAAUCUACCGCAGUCCUGCAAGAAGAGAAAGACAAGGAGACGAAGAAGUUAAAACAAAAGAAGGAGAAGGAUGACAAGCACAAGACCCGGAAAACCCGGCGGCAUUUUCGCGAGGAAGCGAAGCAAGUCCAAGCUCAAGCCAAGAACGUGCCCGAGGCCAUCGAAGCCAAAGCCGAGGCUGAUAAAGCAGAGCUAGACCGCUCUGAUAGCGCUACGAGCAGUUUAUCCCCGUCAGCGAUCGUCGAGAUGUUUCACCUUCAAGACGACGAGUACUCGUCCUCGUUCUCAGCGACGACGGCGCGACAUCUCGUGGAGAACGAGACUACCGGCGACUUUUACCAGGUGAAGACAAGGCAGCGCAAGCAGCAUCCCCCCUCGUUGUCGGAGCAUGGUAGUGGAAGGCACCGGCGAUCUUCGCUGGCCAAGGCGCAGCAGAAAAUGCGCGAUGGCUCCACCAAAUCUCAAGGUUGGGCGAUUCUACUGCGUGACGGUGAGAAGACAGCGGUGGUCAUGGUGCUGGGAAUCGUGGCCGGAAUGUGCUGGAUGGACGCACUGAAUCUGCGCUCUGGGAGUAUAUCGUCGUCGACUAACGGGACAGACCGCUUCCUGUGCGCCUACAGUGCCGGCGCCAACCGCUCGCGGCAAAAUCUCUUCCUUCUGUUCAAAUAUCCUUCUCCACACACUGCAGCUUGGGAGUCGGCAUUGGAAUAUCGUUGUCAGUGUUAA